Choloepus didactylus (southern two-toed sloth) is the source of this 1282-nucleotide messenger RNA. RefSeq names its product FANCD2 opposite strand (gene FANCD2OS). The record is from RefSeq and is a predicted model, not a curated record. NCBI's taxonomy places the organism in Eukaryota, Metazoa, Chordata, Mammalia, Pilosa, Megalonychidae. The transcript has 2 exons. Bases 201 to 995 code for a protein of 264 amino acids.
GUAACUUGGCUGAGCAUCCACUGAGCAGGGUGUAGUGUUAUCUCCAGGUCUCGUGACUUUAAAAUUCAGGUUCCUGACCACGGAAUUUGAAGUGGGCGUGCCAGUCUUCUGUUCCAUGUGUUGGAACGGAUGCUGAGAUUGAGAUUUGAUUUAAGGCACGCAGGUAGGGAGGGGUGGUAGGGAGAAAGGGGAACCGGAGGAUGAGAUUCGAACCCGCUCUCCUGAAGGCUGAGUCCCGGACCAGACGUUCCCGGGAGGAGGGGGUGGGGAGGCCAGCCCCGAAGCCCCUCAGCGGGGAGUCCUCGAGCCCACCCCCACCCCGCCCCCGCCGCGGCUCGGGGCUCCCCCGAGAUCUGGGUCACAAAAGCGGUUGCCAGGCGCCCGGUGGAGAAAAGAUGCGGCCCGGGAAGAGCGGCCGCCACUCUGGAGCGUGUGGCCCGCGGAGUUCAGGACUGUCAAUGGCGGGAUACCAGCUCUGGUCACCAUGGACCCCACUGGAUGAGAGUUUCCAAUGGCUGCGACACACAACACCUACACCUUCUUCCAAGCACCCCUUUAGGGCCUCCCCCGGCUUCCCACAUACCCCUUCUGACCUUGAAGUGCAGCUGUGCUUUCAAGAGGUCACUCUAGUCCUAGACAGCCCAUUCCUGGAAACUGGGGUGAGUCCCAAGUUACCCUGCCACACGUCAGAGCUCCGAACUUUGAACAACAAGAAAGGGCUGGUAAGGAAACCCCAGCCUGUCCGCCUCAAUGGAGUGGAUUCUGUCUUUGGCAGGGUUAUCACGGCUCAGCCACCAAAGUGGACUGGGACCUUCAGAGUUUCAGACAAGUCAGCCUUUUGCAAAAUCAUUAGCCAGGAGCACCAAUGGCCCACUGGACUUAAGGAGCCUCAGAUUCAGAUGACAGUGACUAUGUGCAAACAAAUGCUGCGCUCAAUCCUCUUGCUAUAUGCAACAUACAAGAAAUGCACCUUUGCCUUGCAACACUCCAGGUAAAAGUCUGAUUCCUAGUUCCUCAUACCAUGUCCUUUGGUAUAUACCCAAAGCUUACAGAAAAAUGUUCAUGUGAACGGAACUGUGACAUCACCCCAACCAUCUUGCUUUUCUGUCAAACAGCGACAAUUCAGGAGCCCCUUCCUUUCCUUCCCCUCCAAAACAGGGCCAGUGACACAGAGCAAGGAAGAACAUUUCCACUGUAAAGUUGAACAACCAUUUAAAAGAGUCAAACUAGCAUUUGACAUGUACAUGUGAUAAAGAGCCAUUAAAUAAACCAUAUAAACCAA